Messenger RNA from Saccostrea cuccullata (small rock oyster), 1438 nucleotides. Its product is annotated as protein draper-like. The transcript is spliced from 6 exons. NCBI's taxonomy places the organism in Eukaryota, Metazoa, Mollusca, Bivalvia, Ostreida, Ostreidae. Bases 61 to 534 code for a protein of 157 amino acids. The record is from RefSeq and is a predicted model, not a curated record.
AAAUAAUAAACUGUUCAUAAAAAAAGAUUUAAGAUACAGUAUCUAUAUUAUUGCCAUACAAUGCGACUUAAAGUUUUCUUCUUUGUGUACACUUUAAUCAUGUCUAUGUUAUCUUGCCAAGAUUUAACCGGAAGUAAUAUAUGUAGAUAUGGAACAGUCAUGAUUUGUUGUAAGGAUUUUAAACAAGUCGGAAACAUGUGUAUAGAGUGUGACCCUGGAUAUAGGGGAACCAACUGUUCCAUGACCUGUCCAGUAAACUACUUUGGAAAGCGAUGUAGCCAGAAAUGUGACUGUUUACCAUUUCAGUACUGUGAUGCAAAGAGUGGUUGUCAAUGUAGUCAGACCAGUGCAAAUUGUCCUGAGUCUGAUGACAAAGAAACAAAAGAAACGACUGGAGAAGGAACAGUGGGAACCAAUUACCAAUACAAUAUUGCCCUACCUUCCAAUAAUUGUGCCGUCCAUAAAGGAAUCCAGUCAACUCUGCCAUUCCUUGCCUUGAUUUUUAUCACAAUCACAAACUGCUUAAGAUUAUGAUUGAAGAAAAUAAACAUCGAGAGUAUGAUUGCAGCAAGUAACUCGUUAGUCAGACAGCGUUAAUCAUCUAUUGAUAGUGAAAAGCGAUGAGGAUAUUGUCACUACAGAGUAUCGUAAAAAUACUUACUUUAUUAGAAGAAGAGACCAUAUGUUCUCAUUUUCCUCACGUGAAAUAUGCACCAAUAUAUUUUACAAGAAGGGUGAAAUGUAAAUAUUUUUUAUGUUUUCACAGAAACAAAUAAGAGAUGCGCUUUCUCCGGUUGUUACUUUACUUGAAAAACAGGAUGUGAAGAAAAAAUGAGAAAGUAAAUUUUUGUUUCAAUACAUCCUAAAGAAACAUAAAUAAAAAAAAUAAAUCGAAAAUGAAAUGCUGUGUUCUAUAUAUUUUUUUCUAUGUUAUAUAUACUGUAGUUCAACACAAAAGUCACAAAAAUACCAUAUUUAAACAUAAAGAGGAUGAAUAUGCCCAGUGUUACACACGUUAAGCUGUAUCUUGGAGUACGAGUUUUGUGUAAAAUGAUGUUUUUGGAGUCAUUUAAUCAAGUAAGUUAUGUCAUGUGUAAUUACUAUUUGUUUUAAUUUUCAUACAAGUAUAUCAAAUCAUAUACACAUGUAGUUUAUGAUACACUCAAUUUUGAGAGAAAUAACAUCGAGAGUAUUACAUUUAAAUCAUUUGUCAUGAAUUUGUAAAACAUUAUAUUGGGCACGGUUACCGUUUUAAGGUUAAUAUUUUCUAGCAUUUUUAUUUAUAAGAUAUUAUUAUAUAAAUACAGCAUUAAGUUGAAUGGAACAUUUUAUUUGGCCAAGAAUUAGAGUCAUUCCUUAAAUAAGUCUAGAAAUUAAACUUUUAUAUUAUUAGAGCUCUUGCCAUGUUACAUGUAUGAGAAAUGUUGUUUGAGAUUAA